Molecule: messenger RNA, 690 nt
Organism: Volvox carteri f. nagariensis
Lineage: Eukaryota; Viridiplantae; Chlorophyta; Chlorophyceae; Chlamydomonadales; Volvocaceae
Exons: 6
Biological process (GO): mitotic spindle organization; regulation of cytokinesis; protein phosphorylation
Cellular component (GO): spindle pole centrosome; spindle microtubule; spindle midzone
Molecular function (GO): ATP binding; protein kinase activity
Source: RefSeq, a predicted model, not a curated record
GUAAAUCGCAGGCUGAAGCGCGAGAUCGAGAUCCACUUACACCUCGUAUACAAGCACGUGGCCCGCCUAUACGCUGCGUUCUUGAGUGACCGGGUGGUGCUCGUCCAGGAAUAUGCGGCGCAGGGCGACCUGUACGAAAUUCUGCAGCAGAUCGGCGGCCGCAUGCCGCACGAACAGGUUGCUGACGGUGUGAUGCGGCCCUUCCUGGAGGCCCUGUCCUACCUUCACUCCAGGGGAGUCUGCCACCGGGAUAUUAAGCCCGAAAACAUUCUGCUUUCUCAGAACUGGCGGCUGCUGUUGGCGGAUUUCGGCGUCAGCAUCGACCUGAACCAGGAGCGAGCCGUCACCCGUGCCGGCACUGAGGGCUACAUGGCGCCCGAGCUGAUGAUGCACACACCACCACACUGCCCCCGCCCCGCACAGGAUAUUUGGGCCGGCGGCGUUCUGGCGUACGAGCUUAUGGUGGGCUUUCCGCCGGUAGUGAACGUUCCGGACGGCGAUUCCGUCAGUGGCUUCGUCCGCAGCCAGAUGACCCCUGCCUCGCUGCACUUCCCCGCCUCAGUGCCGCCCGCCGCACGUGACUUCGUGAUUGCGGCGCUGGCGCCAGAUCCCCUGGAGCGACCCACCGCGGCGCAGCUCCUGAGACACCCAUGGCUGCAGCCCAAGGCGGAUGAUGUGGAGGCAGACUAG